Molecule: messenger RNA, 372 nt
Organism: Trypanosoma grayi
Lineage: Eukaryota; Euglenozoa; Kinetoplastea; Trypanosomatida; Trypanosomatidae
Exons: 1
Coding region: 1-372 (123 amino acids)
Source: RefSeq, a predicted model, not a curated record
AUGUCACGUAGUACUGUCUUCGGUCCGGGAUCACAGUUUUCCUUCACGAAGUUCGGCACCUUGGCGCGCAAUAGGACCGAUGUCACCCUGAACAGACGCAUGAAGGAUGCAUUUCGGCUCGAGAACCAAAAACACAUCCGAAACGACGUGGAUCGGGAGAGGCGGUACCGCUUCUGCACCAAGUGCGGCAUCACCAGCGUGACGAUCAAUUUUAACACAGUCCCAUCGGCGCGCAUCGGGCUGUGGGGCCGUUGCGUCAACGACAAGGAUUACACCCACCACAACCUAAUGGAGCUGUCACAGCGGGAGUACGAGCAGCUGCGCGAAUGGCCGGUGGAGAGGCGGGUUCAUUGGUGGCGCUAUGAGCGGUAG